Molecule: messenger RNA, 2131 nt
Organism: Mycena citricolor
Lineage: Eukaryota; Fungi; Basidiomycota; Agaricomycetes; Agaricales; Mycenaceae
Source: the annotation of a GenBank genome assembly
UGACCAGUGACUCCCGCGUAAAAUGGUUCUACCGUGACCAUCAAGUGUGAUAGGUCUGUUAGCAACGCCCAGGUGACUUGAGACAGAUCGAGGCGCACCGGUCUUUCAAGCGACGACAUGCUGCAGUAUCGAUGGAUGUCUCUCUCGUAUUCUCAGGCCUAGCCGAGUCCGUCAUGUCUCCCUUUUGCUCGCGCGAGACUGGCGUAAAACCUUCCACGUGUUUACACCCCUUUUGUAUAUCUCGAUCGCGACUGGUUCUUAUUGUUUCAUCUAUCGUUCUCCAAGGGGUCCUUUGUUCCUCGUUCGACCUAUCCUCGAAGGACUUUCCUCCCCCACGUUGCGCUGCCGCUGAAGCUGAGCGGUCUCGAUGAACCGCUGAGAUCCUCGGCCUUCUCGACCUGCCACUGUGUCAUGCGCACAUUCUAGUUCUCACGAAUUCUGUUCGAUGGCUCCAAGCUCUUCCUGAAAUUCGACAUCCGCUGCUCAAUGCGAUUAAAACGCGAUCUGCUGUCGGGAGCCAGGCGUGGUGAAGACGAUACUGUAAAAUAACCUCUCUGAAGAGAAUCCCGGAAGCACUCGGCAAUCAUGUUCUUGUCCCUUUCAAGCACACUCCACUUGCCCCAUAACGUCAUCGGUCGCUGGCACCUAUAUAGAGGCCAGCAUCCACGUCGCGCUCAAGACACUGCCCCACGACUCUUAACGCCUCCGACAUCAUGAUUCCGUUCGGAUUUUUCACGCCCUUUCUCCUGUUUGUCGCGUUUCUUCUCCUGCUGCUCGUCACACUUUCUGUGCCGAUCAUCAAAACCAUUUUCCUCUGGCGUCUAUCAGUAGGCGCCUCUUCAGGCCUGCUCAACAGCUCUGUCGCCGACUCUGUCACGUUUGGAGUUUGGGGCUACUGCACUACUGGUGCCUCAGUCUCCGUUGUCGGAAUCCACCAUAACACCGCUGCAGAGUGUUCGCCGCAUCAUCUCGGAUACACCUUUGACGGUCCCGUCUCGCAAGCGCUUCACGUGAGCGGGAUUGAAAACACCAUCUCCCGCAGCCUGACUGGUGCCCUGGCGCUGAAUAUCGUGGUGGUCGUUCUGACAUUCAUCACGCUGCUCAUUUCCUUGUUUAUGCUCCGGCGUGGUCGAAACGGCACUUCGCGACUGCCGUCACUGUUGGCGCUCGGAGCGGGGCUCUUGACCGCAUUGUUGACAACAAUCUUAUUUUUGAUCGACGUCAUCCUUGUCGCAUUGGUUAGAAAUCGCGUCAAGAAAGACACUGAUGGAGCAGUCAAUCUGAAUUGGGGCAACGCCGUGUGGAUGACACUCGCCGCAACAGUGCUGCUCUGGAUUGCCACGGUCGGUGCUUGUGCUGGUGUGUGUGGUGGAAACAGACGGCGCGUGUCGGAGAAUGAGAAGUAUUAAGGACUGAUGACGAUACCCUGUUAUGUAUUUCUUCCCAAUGUACCUGUGGACAAUCCUGUGUCGAUCUCCUUCGAUGAUCCUCGCAAAGCUAGACUCGCGAAGUACUACCACAUCUGAGAAGAGAAGCAGCGACGUGCUCAAGCCGUGGCUUUCGAGAAUUUCCGCGAUGGGCGCAGGCCCUUGGCUUUCAUCCUCCGUCUUUUAGCAUCUGCCCAGUCGUCAGCGUUGGUGAUCAGAUCCAGAAAGAACGCCUGCUGACCCUGGAGAUAAGGUUCAUCCUCCUCAGGAUCGAAGCCAACUUGCUCAUCGAUGACCGGAUUUUCGACAGUUCCGUCUUCGGCAAUGACUUCAACCGUGCCGCCAUCGUCUUCGUCAACCGCUUUCGACCGCUUGGCACGCUUCUCGACUUUGAAUUUGGCCACGAAAAAGCCAUCCAUGUUGUGCACAUGCGGAUAAAACCGCCGGGUCAGAGAAACACUCGAAUGGAAAGUCUUUCCCCGGAAACGGGUGAAACCAGGCACACCGAACCCCAGCCCUGUUUCAACUAGCUGCACGUUCGGUCGCUUGCGAAGCGCAUAGUCAACCACAGCCUCGUUUUCGUCGACCAUAACGGAACAGGUCGAGUACACAAGGUAACCACCCGUCUUGGACUCGGGGCUAACACUGUCGAUCGCGCAAAGGAUAAGUUGCUUUUGGAGAUGCGAGAGAAGGGUGAAAUCCCG